GAAGCGUUGGAGGUGGACCCAGCUGAGUCCUGGGGAAGCAACCCUCACGGGAAAGAGGCCAGUGACCCUACGCUUGGCCAGCUUAGUUCUCUCCCAUUAAACACACGUUGACAUCUUUGGUGAGAGUUCCUGCUUGACUAACCAGCUGGAAAAUGGAGUGUUUAAGUGGGAAGAUCAGUCUCUAACUACCUUGUCUUUCUCAGGGAGUGUUAUGGGGCGGAUGUGUCUCAGACCAUGACCUAAUUUGGAUAUAAUUAGUCAAGAUGACGAAGUAGGGUGUCCAAUAUUACUGGUGUCCUUGUAAGAAGGGGACACUGGGACACAGGCUUCCAGGGAGAAGGUGGGUGAACGUGAGAGCAGAAACUGGAGAUUCUUCUCCGGCCGAGGACUGCCAGCCAUGAGCAGAAGCGGGGAGACGCCUGGAGACGUCCUCGCCCGGGGCCUUCGAGGGCCUCCAGGCUGCGUGAGAAUCUGGUUCUCUCACAGCCCCUGGCCUGGGGCACGGGGUUCUGGCCGUCCUGGGAAGGUGAUGCCGGCAGCAGAGGAAAGGAGAACAUGGCACACGUACCUGGAGGGCGCCGACCAGAGGGCUUUCCGUCGGGAGCCGCUGGUGCCUCUGGGCGCUCGGGCCCUGCAGGCCUCCUGCCUCGAGGUGGUUUGAGCUGGAGUUUUGGAGGCUGCAAUGUCUGCUUCCGGGCCUUUCUGCUGUGUGGGCGUCGCUUGUGUAGGAGGCCUUGUUGCGUCUUUAAAGAUACGUCCUGGAGGGUGAGGGUGAAUCUCCCUUGGGUUAUGUCACCGGGAUUUUACGUUUGGGUGGGAACCUCGCUUCGGCCGCCGACGGGCGUUUGCCUUCUUUGUGGACCGUUUGCUGUCUGUUCCGAGAGGCAGCCAGUGCAUGUGGGGUUCCGUUCAGGACUACGUGUCCGUUGUGGUCAGCCUGGAACCCAGAGCCCUGCUCGGGUGCGUCCCGCCCGGUGGCCGCUCGGCCAGACAACUGCCGUCUCCUCCGCCCGCGCACAGCGGCGCGGCACUCUGCCCGACUCCCGCGGGCGUGUUUCUGCCGGCCACCUGGGUAACUGUCCCGUUCUCGCCCCCACAGAGUCCGUAGAGGAGCAACAGCAAGGCUUCCAGAUGAACAACCGAAAGGAAGACAUGGAGAUUGCGUCCCACUACCGGCACCUGCUGCGGGAACUGAACGAGCAGCGGCAGCACGGCGUCCUGUGCGAUGUGUGCGUCGUGGUGGAGGGCAAGGUCUUCAAGGCGCACAAGAACGUCCUGCUCGGCAGCAGCCGCUACUUUAAGACGCUGUACUGCCAGGUGCAGAAGACGUCCGAGCAGGCCACGGUCACGCACCUGGACAUCGUCACGGCGCAGGGCUUCAAGGCCAUCAUCGACUUCAUGUACUCUGCCCACCUGGCCCUCACCAGCAGGAACGUCAUCGAGGUGAUGUCCGCCGCCAGCUUCCUGCAGAUGACGGACAUCGUGCAGGCCUGCCACGACUUCAUCAAGGCCGCGCUGGACAUCAGCAUCAAGCCCGACGCCUCGGACGAGCUCUCCGAGUUCGAGAUCAGUGCCCCUCCUGGCAGCAGCACGGACGCCCUCAUCUCGGCCGUGAUGGCGGGAAGGAGCAUCUCCCCGUGGCUGGCCCGGCGCACCAGCCCCGCCAAUUCUUCCGGAGACUCGGCCAUCGCCAGCUGCCACGAAGGGGGCAGCAGCUACGGGAAGGAGGACCAGGAGCCCAAGGCUGACGGCCCCGACGACAUUUCUUCGCAGCCGCUGUGGCCCGGGGACGUGGGCUACGGGUCUCUGCGCGUCAAGGAAGAGCAGAUCUCCCCGUCUCAUUACGGAGGGAGUGAGCUCCCUUCCUCCAGGGACGCGGUGAUACAGAACUCUUUCUCGGAGCAGGCUGGCGGGGACGGCUGGCAGCCCACGGGUCGCAGGAAGAACCGGAAAAACAAAGAGACGGUCCGGCACAUCACACAGCAGGCGGAGGGCGAUAGCCGGGCCGGCUCCCCGGUGGCCCCUUUCCUUCCGACGUCCGGGUGGCCAUUCGGCGGCCGCGACUCAAGCGCGGACCUGACUGUCGCCGAAGCCAGCAGCUCUGACAGCCGCGGGGAGAGGGCUGAGCUGUACGGCCACGUGGACGAGGGUCUCCUGGGAGGAGAGGCCAGCUACCUGGGCCCGCCCCUCACCCCCGAGAAGGACGAGGCACUGCAGCAGGCCGCCGCGGUGGCCAACCUGCGGGCGGCACUCAUGAGUAAGAACAGCCUGCUGUCCCUCAAGGCGGACGUGCUCGGGGACGACAGCUCCCUGCUGCUGGAGUACCUGCCCAAGGGCACCCACUCUCUGUCCCUCAACGAGUUCACGGUGAUCAGGAAGAAGUUCAAGUGCCCGUACUGCAGCUUCUCGGCCAUGCACCAGUGCAUUCUCAAGCGGCACAUGCGCUCCCACACGGGCGAGCGGCCCUACCCCUGCGAGAUCUGCGGCAAGAAGUUCACGCGGCGCGAGCACAUGAAGCGGCACACGCUGGUCCACAGCAAGGACAAGAAGUACGUGUGCAAGUUGUGCAGUCGGGUGUUCAUGUCAGCCGCCAGCGUGGGCAUCAAGCACGGCUCCCGGCGCCACGGUGUCUGUGCCGACUGCGCAGGCCGCGGUGUGGCCGGUCCCCUGGACGGAGGCGGCACUGAGGGCUCCCCCGAGCUGUUCCCUGGCGACGGGCCCUACCUGGAAGAUCCCGACGACCCGCGGGGGGAGGGCGAGGAGGAGCUGUGUGAGGACGAGGACGAGGUGGGCCUGGCCCACGAGGACGCGCUGCUGGCGGCCGAGAAGGGGGACGAGGACUCUCCGCGGGGUCCUGGCAGCCCCCCAGGGGCACCGGACAAGGACUUCUGGAUCUCCUAGGCGCCGGGCUGGGGUGGCACGGCACCACCCUCUCCUGUGUGUGCGUGUGUGUGUGUGUGUGUGUGUGUGUGUCCUGCCUGCCGCCAGGCCAUGCUGACCCCCUUCCUCCCCCAUUAUUCUGUUCCCGCCCCCCAGACACACACACACACACACCACCCUGAGGCUCACAGGCAGGCAUGACCCCAGGAAGUAAGGGCUCUGGAACCGAACGGCAUGUUGGGGGACACGGGGUGGGGUUGAGCCCAGGAGAGCACACAGUCCGACGUGUCUGUGGGGACAGAUAAAGGAUCCCCAGCAGGUACAUGUAGAUAGGGCGUCGAGGGAGCCCGUGUGGCCAGUCUGGCCUCGGGAUACACCGUAGCCCGAUGGCCAGGUCGAGGUCAGCACUGGUCCCGGUUGUGAGCGUGGUCCCCGAGGCCACAGGCCCAAGAGAUGCUAAGGGAGGUUUUGCCCACGCCCGAUGUCCAGUGUGGAGUCUCCCCCUGCCCCCUGCUCUGCUCCCCUCUUCUCAGCAGCCUGGUCACUGCCUGCGGCCACCGCCGCAGUCUCUUGCCGCUGUUGUGGCCGCCUGCGGAGCCCAGGUCUGGUGUACAGAAAGCCCGUGGCCCUCCCGCCUCUGGGCUUUGGUGCUUAACAUAAAACAGCUGCAGAAGCCCCCCACUGGGGCCGGGGACCCCCAGGUGCUAUCUUCCGGCAGAGGCAGCCAGGUGGGGACCGAUGGGCCACCGACGUGCCACGCUCCUCUGGUGCAGGGCUCAGCGCUCCCCGCGCCUGGCCACUUGGGUCCUUUUGGGGGGCCUGGGCUCUUUGUUCUGCGUGCACUUCCUCGGGGAGCCCGGGGGCGGCCUCAUCCCCUGGGCUCUGCUGUCCUCCCUGCCUGGGCCAGUCCUCCUGACCCUCCCGAGUGCCCUUGCCUUGUUGCUGCUAACACUGGAGGCAGUGUUCCUGGCUGCCGUGUGCUGCUCGCACGUCCCCGCGUGGGUAAGCAAACUUUUCAAGUAGUCAGAGCCGUCCUGAGGCAGUUACGUAAAAAUACUUUGUUUGGCAUUAUUUUCUCACCUGACGAAACAGAGUCGUCUUUCCCGUCCUCUCGUGGUCUCUUUAGAUGCGCUCCCGCCUCUUUAUUAAUUUUCUGGGUGGAAAGCCAGGCCUGGCUGUGAGGAGCCUCCCCUGGGCCGCAGGACACACACUGGUCUGUCUUCUCCCUCGUUAAAGCUGUUCCUGACGACACUUCACCACUAAGACAUUCCGUCUCGCACCCACGUGGCUCGGGCUUGGGCAAGACUCAGGCCACGUAAAGACUCCCCUGGGUGCUCAGCUGGAGCCCCCGUUGCAGACGGUGGUUUUAUUUUCUCUUUUUCCACAGACUCUAAGCUUUUACCAGGUUUUUCAUUGCGUCGCAUAUAUUCUUUCCAGGUGGAAAAAGGGAAAUGCCACAAGACCCUAACUUCGGUUCCAAUGGUGGCCGGGAGCACUUUGGGCCCAGGCUGCUGUUGGGGGUGCUGGGGACCAGGGCUGGCAGGAAGCCCUGCGGGGGGAGGGGGGGUCACAACUUCUGUGUUUGUCUUAAAUACAGUCAGCCGAGUACCCAUCAGUUAGAGGGCCUGCACAGAGCUGUCAUCCGGCCUCCUGCACUCCUGUCCCGCGUGGUGACCGCGCGGUGACCGAGCCCUCUCCGGCUGCCCUGCUUGCCCACCCGCCCACGGUGGGCAAGGCCAGCGCAGGGGCUCUGGGACACACUUCCCUUCCUGCCUCUCACCGGUGAGGCCCGGGCUGCAGCCCUCACGGAGCCCUCAGAACCGCGUACCUCCCCGACUUUAUGAUCCCUUUUCUACACAGACUGAUUUUCUUAUAAAUGUAUUUGGAAACCAGACCUUUGCUACCAACAGUGUCUCUGGGUUUCUUACCGGCCCCCCCCCCCCUUCCCGCUCGGGCCGUCCUGCCCGCACCCCGGGCCACCUGUGCCUCCGCACUCAGGACACCUCGCUCUUUCUGACCCGCUCGCUCCCCGCUCUGGACCGCCCUUGCUGGCCUUUUGGGGGGCUCGCUGUCAGUGCCACGGGGCAUCUUCUUCCUUAAAACCAAUACUGUACCGGACGACCGAGGGCCCCGCUCUGCCCGAGCUCCCCAGGCGUUUGCUGCGUGGCAACCUCAGCUCUCCGCGGUUGUCCGCCAUCGGGGAUGAACCCGUCACCUCUCAGGAGGCGUGGAGGGAAAAGACGUGUAACGAAAGGUUUUUUUACGUGACUGGUUUUUUUUUAAAUCGAUGUUUAAACUAAUAAAUAUUUUUUUAUGAAGAGGAAAAAA
This is a messenger RNA of Panthera uncia (snow leopard), 5208 nucleotides long. It is a transcript of the gene ZBTB46, whose product is annotated as zinc finger and BTB domain containing 46. Gene Ontology annotation, molecular function: RNA polymerase II cis-regulatory region sequence-specific DNA binding; DNA-binding transcription factor activity, RNA polymerase II-specific; protein binding. Lineage: Eukaryota; Metazoa; Chordata; Mammalia; Carnivora; Felidae. Gene Ontology annotation, biological process: regulation of transcription by RNA polymerase II. The transcript is spliced from 4 exons. The coding region runs from base 556 to 2901 and encodes 781 amino acids. The record is from RefSeq and is a predicted model, not a curated record.